AUGGUCACAACUCGUAACACCAAGGUGCUCAAGCGUGUUAGGAACGACGCCGAGUCGUCCGACUCAGACAGCGGGGCUUCCAGCAACUCAGGCGACGAGACUGCCGGCAACCCAGGCUCAGCCCACAUCUAUGGCCAUGACACCUAUUUCUGCACACGGGAUGAAUUCCAUGACGUCUUGAACCACUUGAAUGACAUGCAACGCCAACCUUUCUUCAGACGAGCCUAUCCUUCUAUGAUGCGAGAUAUGUUCAACAAACUGCACGUCGGGGUGAUGAGUUGGACUUGGAAUUGGGGUCGAGAUGAAAAGGUAGCGCAUCUCUCGGAAGAUGAGAAACAGUGCAUCAUCGCCAGCCUCGAGGGCCAGUGUGUCCAGGACGAUUGGGAUAGUAUCAAAGCUCUAUGCCCCCUGGUUGUUCGUGAUCAUAUGUGUCAUGUUCUACUCGAAGCAAUGCUCUACCGAUUCAUCUUUGCAACCUUUAUCGAAUCUCCCUUUUGGUUCUUGGAUGGCAGGAUCGAUCCUACCGACGUAGAGGGUGAUCCUCAGUUUCCCCGACGGUUCCAGCAUUUGUAUGAGAGGCUGCGGGCAGCAUCCGGCUUUGGUGCAGCAUGCUUGAAAUCAUCGAUCAUAUCGGAGUCCAACGACAUGCCUCUCCUCUCCUCCAUGCCUCCUGACACGGAAAUCGCCCAGGUCACUUUAGACCGCCGCAAGACAUUGAUCAAUGUGUUCACAGAUGAACUGCUUGAGCGCCGCGUCUUCCAGCUUCUUCUCCGCCCAUUGGAUGAUGACGCUGAGGUAGCACGCCGCCGCCAUAGGCUUCACCGUCUCCUCGGAGAAGCAGUUGAGACGAUUAUCUACACCGAGGGGGGGAUCUACGGCAACUCCAUGAUAUUCCGACUACCUGAGCUGCCCGUCUUCGAUUACGAGGAUGAACGCAUGACCUCGCACCACUAUCACUUCGUCAAUACGCGCCGCAUUCAUGGCAACGCACCUGCCUCGGGGGGUCGCACCCUCAUCGUUGCUCGCCCCGGACUCACCUAUGUCGACAUGCAAUCGCUUGGCAAAGUUGCGAGGCGCCCGCCUUGCCAAAUGUUCCCGGCGGAAGUGGUGGCCGAGGCACUCCCAGAGAAGCCCUGUACCAAGCCCAAGGCGAAGUCCAGAAAGACGAAGUCCAGGAAUAAAAAGCCCAAGACGGACUCCAAACCCGAUUCCAAGUCUGCGGUCUCCGAGACCCCGUCUGUGUCUCAGGUAGCCAACGUACCCGAUGCUGAGAACGAUCCCAAGGAGGAAAGGGUGGAGAAGGCGAAAACCCCCCCUCUGGAACACCUGGUGCCGCGGCUAAGGAAGACAUUCUGGCGGGAGUGA
Messenger RNA from Aspergillus welwitschiae, 1365 nucleotides. RefSeq lists its product as uncharacterized. The transcript has a single exon. Lineage: Eukaryota; Fungi; Ascomycota; Eurotiomycetes; Eurotiales; Aspergillaceae. The coding region runs from base 1 to 1365 and encodes 454 amino acids. The record is from RefSeq and is a predicted model, not a curated record.